AUGUUCAAACCAUUCCGGCCUCCACUCUUAAAGAGCGUGCCGAAACCUUCUAAGCCGGUCGAUGAGUUCUCAGAUGUCCAGGUCGUAUCAGAUUCCGAGGAAGAAAUUUUGACUAAACCGGUGGCAAAGAAGAGACGGCUUCUGAUUCACAAUGUUGAAGAGGCUCCAAAGAUUAAGGCUCCGAUUGCAUCUUCGGCUGCCAAUGCGCCUCGAAAACCUUUGAUGGUUGUAAAGAAUCCUGUCGAAGCAACUCAAGCCCCUACUUCAUCAGAAAAUCCAACUAGCAUUGACGGAUACUAUUUGGUAUUAUGGCGCAAAUUCACGAUGAAGAAACACAAGACCUGGGAUGGGGAUGGAGUACUUGCAGUUACCGGAGGGUACGCUCGACUCCAAAAUAUCGAUGGCAGAGAUAUGGGCCGCUGCAUGUAUAAUGAGCCUUUGUUACCCGGCAGUACAUUGAGCAUUGGAGGGAAGGAUGUCGAGAUUGAUGCAGCCAUUACAAAGGCAGAUUUUCUUUCUGGCCGACACUUUCUAAAUAAUGGUGGUCAAUCUACUACAUCAGACAGUCAUAGCAGUCCAGCCGCACGAUCUCCGCCUAAUCUAACCCUAUCAAAUAUAUCGAAAAACAAAUCUACGAGCAUACUUGGGAAGAGAAAGGAUGGUGGCUUAGGCUCGGCAAUUCCUGCCAAAAGUUUUUAUGCCUCUGCUCCGAAAAGUGAUGCAGUCAAAUCCCAAUUCAAAAAUCCUCUUCUAACAACGACAAUCAUGCCACAGAAUAAAAGCGGUGCGCCCACUCCCCGGCAUGAUCCCUCUGCACCAGGAGCGAUUGUAAUGCAACAGCCCAAUCCCAAGUGUGUUGCGAAAGGCAAGCAAGUUGUGGAUGUUGUCGUCGAUCCCUUCUUGGGUCGCCAUCUACGUGAUCAUCAAAAGGAGGGAGUUAAGUUUUUGUACGAGUGCGUUAUGGGCUACCGUUCCUUCAAUGGACAGGGUGCAAUUUUAGCUGAUGAGAUGGGCCUGGGAAAGACACUACAGACAAUUGCGCUGUUAUGGACGUUAUUGAAGCAAAAUCCGGAGCACCCACACGAGGGGGGCGUCAUAAAGAAGGCCUUGAUUGUCUGUCCCGUAACUCUUAUCUCUAAUUGGAAAGCAGAAUUCAACAAGUGGCUCGGUAAUGAAAGAAUAGGCGUUUUCGUUGCAGAUGGAUCCAAAAACAUUCGGCUUACCGAUUUCACUCACGGCAAGAGUUAUAGCGUCAUGAUCAUCGGGUAUGAAAAACUACGCACAGUACAGGAAGAGUUAAAGAAAGGAGGUGGAAUAGAUAUAGUCGUAGCUGAUGAAGGACAUCGCUUAAAGACUGCUGCGAACAAAUCGGCGCAGGCAAUCAAGAAUUUGAAUACCGAGAGACGAGUCAUUUUAUCUGGAACACCUAUACAAAAUGAUUUAUCAGAGUUCUUUACAAUGGUAGACUUUGUAAACCCCGGUCUACUCAAUGGCUACAAUACUUUCAAAAAAUGUUUCGAGGCCCCAAUCUUGAAAAGCAGACAGCCAGGUGCUACAGAGAGCGACAUGGAGAAGGGAACGGCCCGAGAAGAGGAGUUGGCCGAGUUGACAAAGUUGUUUAUAUUACGUCGCAACGCCAGCAUACUUUCAAAAUACUUAAAGCCAAAGACAGAAUAUGUAUUGUUCUGCAAGCCCACUCAAGCUCAGGCUGAAGUUUAUCAGCAUGUCCUAGCCUCUCCGGUCUUUGGCAGAGUCCUUGGCAGCUCAGAGGCCUCUCUACAGCUUAUCACUAUGCUCAAGAAAGUCUGCAACGCUCCGAGCCUCCUUGUCAAAAAGAGCGAUACAGAUACACCUAGCAAUUCGAACGUUGCUCAGCUUUUAGAAAGCAUACCUCCCGAGAUUCUCAAGAAAAAUCCAGUCGUGGCAAGCAGUAAAUUCAGAGUUUUAAAUCGUAUGCUCCUGCGGCUUUCGAAGUCAACCACCGAAAAGAUAGUUCUUGUCUCCAACUACACUUCUACUCUCGACCUGCUAAUGUCACACCUUUCGUCAUUAAAUUUACCUUUUCUGCGCCUCGAUGGUAGCACUCCUCAGGCAAAACGACAGGAUCUAGUAAAUACGUUCAACAAGACACCUGCAUCAAAAUAUUUUGCCUUUCUCCUUUCGGCUAAAUCCGGCGGUGCUGGUAUAAAUCUAAUUGGAGCAUCACGCCUCGUAUUGUUUGACGUUGACUGGAAUCCUGCUACUGACCUUCAAGCCAUGGCACGUAUCCAUCGCGACGGGCAAAAGCGUCCAGUCAAGAUAUACAGGUUUCUAAUGUCGGGAGGCAUGGAUGAAAAGAUAUAUCAACGACAAGUUACUAAGAUGGGACUCGCCGACAGUGUUAUGGAUGGCAAGAAGAACGAAGCAAGUUUUUCAGCUGAUGAGUUACGAGACCUCUUUAGAUUAGAUGUAAAUGCGCAAUGCCAAACUCACGAGCUUUUGGGUUGCGAUUGUGGAGGAGUUGGUCGCGAGGAGCCAGUUGUAUCAUCAUCUGAGAUGCCGGAGCCCAAUAAAGAGAUCAGCGCCAGUGAAGAGGAUGAAGAGGACGACGAUGAUGAUGAAUUCCCUAUCAAUCCAGCUUGUUCACUGGUGCCAGCAACCAAAGCAAAUGUAGAGGCCCAGCAAAAGAUUGCUCUUGAAGCCACUAAAGGAAAACGAUCCAAGAAAGGCAAGAAGAUGCAAGCGUUAAUGGAGUAUAGACACAUUGAUACUUCGAUGUUCCAUAUCAAAUCGGCGGAUUUGAUUGCUACAGAGGUAAAGGACGUGAAACAGUCCCUAGAUGACGACGUCUUACUUUCAGUCCUAGAGGAUGAAAGAUGUAAAGUUUGCUAUGUUUUUGCUAAGAAGGGAUAG
Molecule: messenger RNA, 2892 nt
Organism: Botrytis fragariae
Lineage: Eukaryota; Fungi; Ascomycota; Leotiomycetes; Helotiales; Sclerotiniaceae
Product: putative dsdna-dependent atpase protein
Exons: 2
Coding region: 1-2892 (963 amino acids)
Biological process (GO): double-strand break repair via homologous recombination; reciprocal meiotic recombination
Cellular component (GO): nucleus
Molecular function (GO): ATP binding; DNA translocase activity; ATP-dependent chromatin remodeler activity
Source: RefSeq, a predicted model, not a curated record